AUGGACACGUAUGGCGUAGAUCCAAAUUACUAUUAUACGGCACCUGGCAUGGCGUUCGACUGUGCGCUAAUAAUUACGAAGGUGGAAGUCGAACUGUUAUCCGAUUACAAUAAAGUUCUAAUGAUGGAAGCGGGCAUCCGUGGUGGACUAACACAAGCUGUGAAACGAUAUUCAAAAGCCAACAACAGUAAAGUUCCUGGCUAUGAUUCUUCAAAACCGGAAUCAACGAUUGCUUAUUUGUACGCCACGAAUCUGUAUUUAUUAUCAAUCAUAUUAUUAUUAUUAUUAUUUAUUUCAUUUAAUUUAAUUUUUUCUAGGUACGGCUGGGCUAUGAUGCAGUGUUUACCAAAUAAUGGAUUUGAAUGGUAUGACAAAGACUUGAGUACAGAAAAUAUUUUAAGAUUAUUAGAUGGAAUGGACGAUAUUUCUCCGGUAGGGUUAAUCUUGGAAGUAGACGUCACAUAUAUAACGUAAUUACACGAUGAUCAUUACAUACUGUCAUUUAAUAUUUUGUUUGUUAUUCUCAGAUUAGAAAUCAUCUUAUUUUGGAUGCCUUCCAAAGUUCUUCCAAACACAUCCAUAGCUAACGUACGACUAACGUUAUUUUUUAACAGUAUUUCUAUUUAUCCAACUAUUGUGACUGUUAUCGAAUCCAAGCCACUUGACAAAAACUCUUUAUCCUUUGGUACGGAUCACUUUUUCGAUUAA
Molecule: messenger RNA, 708 nt
Organism: Cinara cedri
Lineage: Eukaryota; Metazoa; Arthropoda; Insecta; Hemiptera; Aphididae
Source: the annotation of a GenBank genome assembly